AUGACCUCUCAACUAAUCUCUCAGACUCUGGAACUAUCGCAAUUGAUGGUGGUACAUAAAACAACCUUCAUCAAGCACAACGAUUUGGAUACGAAGAGGAACCAGGAUGGGCUGAACAAAGUCAAAGAAACCAAUAUGUUCACUGUGGACAAAUAUAACAGUCUGCAGAUUGGCUUUUUUCCCAAUGAGAGGGCUUUUUAUGAGAUAUCAGACUGCGGCAUGCUAGAAACUAAUCUUAAGCUUCCCUCUCGUCGGCUGCUAUUGUAUGUGAAAAUUGCCUAUAUUCACAAGAGAAAGACAGGCGGAGAGCAUAGACAAGAUUGUGCAUUUCUUGGUAACUGGAAAGGCCAUUCUGUAACAAAGCGCAGUGGAGUUUAUGGAGCAACAAUUGCUGAAGCUGAUACAGUUGCUUUUUAA
Molecule: messenger RNA, 417 nt
Organism: Pistacia vera
Lineage: Eukaryota; Viridiplantae; Streptophyta; Magnoliopsida; Sapindales; Anacardiaceae
Exons: 6
Coding region: 1-417 (138 amino acids)
Biological process (GO): chloroplast fission
Source: RefSeq, a predicted model, not a curated record